ACAGCAUGGUGCUGGCAUAAAUAAACACAUAGAUCAAUGGAACAGAGAACACAGAAAUAAAUCCACACAUAGCUGUACCAAGAACACACAUUGGGAAAAGGACAAUCUCUUCAAAAAAUAGUGCUGGGAAACUGGAUAACCACAUGAGACCCCUACAACAAUAACGUUUUUUAAAGAGUAGGCAAAGAAGGUGCCUAUGAGGGAGGAGACCCAAUCUUUAGAAAUUUUAGGAAAGGAGGGAUGAGUUUCCCCAAGUGAAAGAAGGAUUGUUUCAAGUUUACAGAAUUAAAACAUCAGAGUGUCAUUAAGAUAGGAGCUGGAAAGUGAUCUUAAAAGGAACUCUACAUGAACACCGAACUGUUUGCAAUUUACAGCGCAGCUUGACGCACUCGGAUGACUGAAGGCGGCUACAGCCGUAAAGGCACCCAGGACCGCUAGGGGGCGCUCGGGGAUUGCGCACCGUGCCCACGCAUGCGCUCGCCGUUUCUCACGCACGGCGUUUGCGCGCACGCGGAGACCCACGCAUGCGCACACCCCUUCUAUAACGUCGCAGACAGUUAUUCCGGUUCCUGUGGGAGCGCGCGGGCAGCGGCGGAGCGCACUCCGCUGUUCAGGAUGUCCGAGCUGCCGAGGGAGAGCUGCGUCCCCGAGAUGGGAACAGCGAACGGCGUCAGCCACGGCCUGCGGGCGGCAGUCGGCGGCGGGAGUCGGGCCCGGGGCGCCCGGGGAGGCCCGACGGCCGCAGCCGCGCGCCCCACGGCGUGGGUGCCGCAGCCUGCUCCCCGGCGCGUCCCCGGCAGCGCCCCGCGCCCGCUGUCGAUGCCCGGCUUCCGCCAGCAGCUGCUGUUCCACGAGUCCCUGGAGCACUGCCCCCUGAUCCCGGCCCCGUUGCUGCGAGACUUCCAGGAACGCCGCAGGCUGUUUCUGGAAGGCUGCAGGGCGAGGGAGGCUGCGUUUGACGCGGACCCGCCGCAGCUGGACCUGGACGCCGCAGCCUUCACGCUGGCGCUGACCGCUUCGGCGGCCGUCCGCCCUCUGGCCGACUGAGUGGGCCGCGGCGAGGGCGAGCCGGGCGGCCGUGCGGACCCACAGGGCAGACCGGGGCCCGUGCCGACGCGUCGGCAGUCAGGCGGGAGAAGGGCAGCCGGGCCGCGGACGGGGCGAUCGGGGCGCCGCUGACGGGAGGACGCGCACGCGGAGAGAGGAAACAGGUACUCGAGAACGCCGGGCCCGUUUUCGAGGCGGUCCUGAGACCUCUCUGACUGACUAGUUUGCCAGCGAUUCCCUCUCCUGGCAUUUGCGGAGAACGUUUCGCGGUGGUUUCGCCGCACAGGAUGGUUUUGCGGAGAUAAGAUCUGAGAACAACUGUCAGUUAGGGAACCCGUUGAAAUUACCCAAGAUGACGAAAGAGGUUAAGGAAAUGCCGUCGUUAAGAGUCCAGUCGCGUGAGUUGUUAGGGUUGGAAGGCUACUGAGAGAACUUCUGAAAUUUCAGAAUUUGUGGUCAUCUCAUGUCCGUCAACAACUCUUAGCAUAAGACUAAUGUUUGUGUUUUCUGGGGUACUCUAAAUGAAUAGUAAAUAUUCAAAUGGAAAAAAAAAACAUGUUAGAUAAAUAUGUUUUCAAGUCCAUGUGAAUUUGGGUAGGGGUGGGAAUAGAUUCGUUUUUGUUCAUUUUAAGCUUUUUGAUUUAGCCUGGAAGAUGUAAUCUCACAAGACUCAAAAAAACAAAGUAUCCAAAGAUGCUGUGAGAAAUCUCUGAUAGUCAUCUCCUCUGUCAAAUUCAACACUUAUUCCUAAUAAGUAUCAUUGUUAGUGGCUUGGUAGUUUAUUUAUUUAUUUGCUGAUUUUGAUUUUGUUUUUGCUGUAUGCUUUUCAACAUUUUCCCAAUGUAUAUGCGGAUAAAUGCCAAUCUAAAUAUUUUGCAUUUUUCCCUUUUUAAAUUGAGGUAGCAUAUUAUACACCUCCAUCAACAUCAUGGGUUUUUUCACUUUUGUUGGAGAGAUUUCUGCGUUAGUGGUUUUUUUUGUUGUUGUUUUUUUAAGCAACUUCAGUAUAAGGAUGUAUCAUAUAAUGACUUAGUCAUCUUUUGGACAUCUGGGUUGUUUCCAAAAUGGGUUCUUUCUAUAUAUUUAUACAUGUUUACUCACACUCCAUGGAGCAGACUUCUGUAAGUGGAAGGAAGCUCUUGACUCAAGGGCAUAUGCGUGGUAUUUUUUUUUUAUUUCAGCAUAUUAUGGGGGUACAGAUGUUAAGGUUACCUAUAUUGCCCAUGUCUCCCCUCCCCCCUCGAGUCAGAGCUUCAAGCAUGACUAUCCCCCAAUCAUGGUGGUUUUUAUAGUUAAUAUAAGAGUGCUCCCUUUGGGGGCUAUGCCAAUGGUGAGCAUGCCUCUUUCUCCACACCAUGGCCAGCCAGACCUGGCUUUGGGAGAAUCUAACAUUGAAAACUGGUUUCUCAGUGUAGUAUUAAUUUGCAUUUCUCUGAUUAUGAUCAAAGAUGCAGAUGGUUUCAAAUUUCUUAAGAGCCCUUUGUUUUUGCUUCUCAGUGAACUACCUGUCCAUAUCCUUUACUCACUUUUUUAUUGGCUUGUAAGUUUAUUUAUAUAGCAAUCACUAAAGAAGUGAUUGCUAGCCCCUUGUGAUAUGAGAUGGAAAUACAGUUUCUCAGUUGUGACUGUUUAUGAUCCUUUUGCCAUGCAGAGAAGUGUGUGUUGGUUGUUUUUUUUUUUUUUUUUUUGUAACAAAAACAUUUGUAUGUGUGUUGGUUUUAAUGUAGCUGUAUAUAUUCAAUUUUUUUUCCUCUGUGGCCUCUAAGGUUUGAUUCAUGGUUAGAAAGGCCUUUGCCACUCCGGAAUCAUGAAAGAAUACUUUUAAAUGCUAACAUUAAAAUUUUUAUUACUUUGGGAUGUUUUAGGUUCUGGUAGUGUUUUCUUCACCCACAUUGCUCUCUCAAGUUUUUCUGGCUAUGUGUUUUUUAAUUUUUCUGGUU
This is a messenger RNA of Microcebus murinus (gray mouse lemur), 2987 nucleotides long. RefSeq names its product EP300 interacting inhibitor of differentiation 2B (gene EID2B). Gene Ontology annotation, biological process: negative regulation of DNA-templated transcription. Gene Ontology annotation, cellular component: nucleoplasm. The record is from RefSeq and is a predicted model, not a curated record. Gene Ontology annotation, molecular function: transcription corepressor activity. NCBI's taxonomy places the organism in Eukaryota, Metazoa, Chordata, Mammalia, Primates, Cheirogaleidae.